CCCCCCUCUCUCUCUCUCUCUCACACCACACAAACACAAACACAGACACAAUGGCUGCCUCUCUCUCCGUCUCAAGGCUCCUCCUGUCAUCCCCCAGCAUCCUCGCCCUCUCCACCAAAACCUGUCUCUUCCACACCGCCAAAACCCUCUCCUCCAAACCAUCUUUCACUUCACUCCCAUUCAAACUCCAUCACCGCUCAAAACCCCUCAAAUUCUCCACCGCCACCACAAAAUCCACAAUAUCCGCCACCAUCGCAGUCGGGGACAAGCUCCCGGAAUCCACGCUCUCCUACCUCGACUCCGACGGUGAGCUCCAGACCACAACCAUUUCUGACCUCACCAAGAACAAGAAGGCCAUCCUCUUCGCUGUUCCCGGCGCCUUCACCCCCACCUGCUCCCAGAAGCACCUCCCUGGAUUCGUCGAAAAGUCCAAGGAGCUCAAGGCCAAAGGGGUAGACACCAUCGCCUGUAUCUCGGUCAAUGACGCCUUCGUCAUGAAGGCCUGGAAGGAGAACCUCAAGAUCAACGACGAGGUGCUCCUGCUGUCUGAUGGGAAUGGGGAUUUCACCAGGGCUAUUGGGUGCGAGCUCGAUUUGAGCGAUAAGCCCGUGGGGUUGGGUGUGAGGUCCAGAAGGUAUGCGCUCUUGGCCGAAGAUGGGGUUGUCAAGGUCUUGAAUUUGGAGGAGGGCGGUGCGUUUACAUUCAGUGGAGCUGAGGAUAUGCUCAAAGCUCUAUGAACUUGGUCAGCUUGUGACCCUUCCUUCGAAUUUCUUCGUUUUUGGAAUUUCCUUGUUCUUCGCUAGUUCGCUGGAUGGACUUUGUUUUUCUCUUUUGCUGAAUCAUGGACUAUUUUUUGUCAAUAAAAUCAUGGAAAUGAACUUUAUUUUA
Molecule: messenger RNA, 888 nt
Organism: Juglans microcarpa x Juglans regia
Lineage: Eukaryota; Viridiplantae; Streptophyta; Magnoliopsida; Fagales; Juglandaceae
Product: peroxiredoxin-2E-2, chloroplastic-like
Exons: 3
Coding region: 51-737 (228 amino acids)
Biological process (GO): cell redox homeostasis; hydrogen peroxide catabolic process; cellular response to oxidative stress
Cellular component (GO): cytoplasm
Molecular function (GO): thioredoxin peroxidase activity
Source: RefSeq, a predicted model, not a curated record